AUGGUUCCAAAAUCCUGGAGUCGCCACUGCCUGUACCAACCACUCCAAAGGGAAAUUCCAAGAGUUGAAGCUAGGCAUUACAUUUCUGUUUAUGAAAAGGAUGCUUCUAGGAAUCGACUACAAAUGUUACACAAGGAAGAACUCUGCCAGAUCUCCAGGUGGUGGAAAGACUGGGACCUACGGCCACAUAUUCCUUACGUGAGAGACAGUGGAGUGUUUUUUCUAUUCUACAGCAAUGAUAUCUAUGAGGCUCAUGGUACCUAUGAAGAACUCAAAUGUUUCACAAAUGCAGUGCAGAGGUGUGACAUGAAUGCGAUUGAUCAACUCCCAAAGUACAUGAAGCCAAACUACGAGGCUCUCUUAAAUGUUCAUGAUGAAAUUUACCAGGAGAUGGCAAAGAAAAAAUUAAACUACGGCGUCUAA
Rhododendron vialii is the source of this 423-nucleotide messenger RNA. Its product is annotated as valerianol synthase TPS1A-like. Gene Ontology annotation, molecular function: magnesium ion binding; terpene synthase activity. Bases 1 to 423 code for a protein of 140 amino acids. The transcript has 4 exons. The record is from RefSeq and is a predicted model, not a curated record. NCBI's taxonomy places the organism in Eukaryota, Viridiplantae, Streptophyta, Magnoliopsida, Ericales, Ericaceae.